Messenger RNA from Pygocentrus nattereri (red-bellied piranha), 2538 nucleotides. It is a transcript of the gene hhipl2, whose product is annotated as HHIP-like 2. NCBI's taxonomy places the organism in Eukaryota, Metazoa, Chordata, Actinopteri, Characiformes, Serrasalmidae. Bases 1 to 2538 code for a protein of 845 amino acids. The record is from RefSeq and is a predicted model, not a curated record. The transcript is spliced from 9 exons.
AUGCCGAGAGAGAGAGGUCUUCAGGGGGAGUGGAGCAGUUCAAAGGGGCAAUGGAACUUCAGGCUGUCCACCUCACACCCUCGUCUGUGCAUCUUCUUUAUCUGUAUUCUCCUUGCUUCUCUGAGACGAGCACUCUUACAUCCUCAGUGUCUAGACUACCAGCCUCCCUUCAAGCCCCCUUAUCACCUGGAGUUCUGCAACUAUUAUGAGAUGUUUGGCUGCUGUGAUCAAAAAACGGACAAUCUCAUAGCGGAGAGGUACUGGGACAUAAUGGACCUGCUCGGUGAUGAGGGAUAUGAACUGUGCGGUGAUUUUGUGAAAGACAUCCUCUGCCAGGAGUGCUCCCCUUAUGCUGCACAUCUGUAUGAUGCUGAAGACCCGUACACUCCAGUGCGCCACCUCCCAGGCCUGUGCUUUAGUUAUUGUAUCAACUUUCAUACUAAAUGCCACUCUGUGGUCAAGUAUUUGUCGGACAGUAAGAUACUGCAGGAGUCGUGUGAGAAAGACCGUUCACAUUUCUGCAACCUGAUCAACUUGCCUGACCAGGACUACUGCUACCCCAAUGUGCUUCAGAACAAUGAUCUGUACAGUAACUUAGGCAAAGUGGUGGAGGACCCCAAAGGUUGCUUGCAGCUGUGUUUGAAGGAGGUGGCCAACGGGCUGAGGAAUCCUGUACUGAUGCUCCACAGCGGUGAUGGCACCCACCGCAUGUUCGUGGCCGAGCAGCUGGGCUUCGUUUGGGUUUUUCUGAGGGAUGGCAGCCGUCUGGAGCAGCCUUUCCUGGACAUUAGUGGUGACGUAUUGACCACACCAUGGCUGGGUGAUGAAAGGGGAUUCCUGGGUCUUGCAUUCCACCCACAAUACAAGCACAAUGGGCGCUUCUUCAUCUACUACUCCAUUCUGGUCAACAGCAAGCUGGAGAAGAUUCGCAUCAGCGAAAUGAAGGUUUCAGCCCAUGACAUGAACGUGGCAGAUCCCUACUCAGAGAGGAUGCUUCUUGAAAUUGAGGAACCCGCUGCAAACCAUAAUGGUGGACAGCUUUUGUUUGGCUUGGAUGGAUAUCUUUAUAUCUUCACUGGAGAUGGUGGAAAAGCAGGCGAUCCAUUUGGAAAGUUUGGAAAUUCCCAAAACAAAUCAGCUUUAUUGGGAAAAGCACUCCGCAUCAAUGUAGAUGGGAGCAGUAAUAAUGGAAAACCCUAUAAGAUUCCUCCAGACAACCCCUUCAUCAAUGAACCAGAUGCCAGGCCUGAGGUCUAUGCUUACGGUGUACGGAACAUGUGGCGCUGCUCAGUGGACAGGGGUGACCCAGUGACCCACUAUGGCAGAGGGAGGAUUUUCUGUGGUGAUGUUGGACAAAAUCGCUAUGAAGAAAUUGAUAUCAUUGUGAAAGGAGGAAACUAUGGCUGGAGGGCUAAGGAGGGCUUUGAGUGCUUUGACAUUAAAUUAUGUCAAAACUCUUCUCUAGAUGAUAUUCUUCCUAUUUAUGCCUAUGGCCACCACAUUGGAAAGUCAGUGACUGGAGGCUACAUUUACAGAGGAUGCGAGUCGCCCAACCUCAAUGGUCUUUACCUCUUUGGAGAUUUUAUGAGCGGACGACUGAUGGCUCUAGAGGAGGAUAGGAAUAGCGAGAGCUGGAAGGAGAAGAAUGUGUGCAUGGGUGACGCUAAGACCUGCUCAUUUCCUGGCCUUAUCAAUCACCAUCACAAGUUUAUCAUCUCAUUUGCAGAAGAUGAAGCAGGUGAACUUUAUUUUCUGGCAACUUCAUACCCAAGCUCAGUAUCCCCCUUCGGAACUGUCUAUAAAUUUGUGGAUCCAUCUAGGAGAGCACCUCCAGGGAAAUGCAAAAGCAAGCCACUUCCUGUGAAAGUGAAAGGAAAGAAAGUGCCAUUCAUACCCCAAGAAUUGACCGUCCUGGACACCAGUGAAAUACCAACAAGACCACCAUUUAAAGUGGUCAUACGUCCCACCAAACCACCACUCACCAGUCCACCUACAGUGGCUACCACAGCUAGGACAAAACAAAAGUCCUUGAAUGGAACAUUUACAACAAAAGCAUCACAAACAAAGAAAAAGAUGACAUUGUUGUAUAAAAUGAAGCCAAAGAGUAAAAAUGGCAGCAAAGAAGCACCAAAGAAAACCACUCCUCAUCAGAAGACCGUAUCACAAACCAAGAACUAUGUUGAAAAGGAUGCAGGAACCCACAACGUUUCUUCAAAAGCCUCAACUAAAGGCCAAAAAAUGAAACCGACAAAACAAGCAAAAGCGAUAAAACCAACAAAAACAGCAACCAACAAAUCAGCUGUCAGGCCACAGAAGACUAAAAAGAUGAUGAAACCUGUGACUUCAAAACCCAAGGUAACAGGACCCAGCAAGGUAGCUACUUGGUCCCGAAAGACAAAAGAGACACUAAAGAAAUCUAUGACUCUUAAACCUAAGCAAAAAAGUCCCAACAAGAAUCAAGCCAACAGCAAAAAGCUGAAAGAACGCUCUCCCAAAAAAGAUGAAAAUGUCUUGGGUGUUGCUGCUGGUUCAACCUGA